This is a messenger RNA of Paramormyrops kingsleyae, 2563 nucleotides long. Its product is annotated as dickkopf-related protein 2-like. NCBI's taxonomy places the organism in Eukaryota, Metazoa, Chordata, Actinopteri, Osteoglossiformes, Mormyridae. The record is from RefSeq and is a predicted model, not a curated record. Gene Ontology annotation, biological process: multicellular organism development; negative regulation of canonical Wnt signaling pathway. Gene Ontology annotation, molecular function: co-receptor binding; receptor antagonist activity. Gene Ontology annotation, cellular component: extracellular region.
AUAUCCAAAGCGUAUUAUUUAAGUGGUUGUUAUGUAUACAGUGUAUAGCUUCAUAGGGUGUUUUUUUCCCCGGAGGGUCUCGGAUGUCGCUGUCUGUAUGAAUCGGACUGCGGGAUCGGUUUCACUCUUUGUCGGCUCUGAAUGGGGCGGAGGAAGCGGACCCAUUAGGGGACUAUAAAAGAGCCGCUUUGAGCUGUUUAUACACCGGUCGCAUGCACAGGACCGCAUUUUCAGUCCCAAUUUCUGAUUCAAUUAAUAAGAUAUAAAUCAGACAGUCGCUCAGAUCCUCCACGGUGCGAAGACGCCUGCCAUGCCCAUCACGGCGUGGGCUCACUGUUCCUGGCUUGUCCCGCUUCUUCUUGCCCUUGUGUGGAUGGUGGAGGUGGGAGCCAAAGCCAACGCCAUCCGGCCAGCCAGACCGGGGGAGUCUGCAGCCGUGCCGAUGGAGCGCACAGCCGGACCCACGGCCACCGGCUUCAGGAAGGGGAACAGCCCUGUCCAGGUAAAAGGGGUCCGGGUUGAUGAACGUGUCCGCAAUUAAUCACGGGAAGAGGAACAGCCCUGUCCAGGUAAAGGAGGUCCGGGGUUAUGAAUCUGUCCGCAAUUAAUCACGGGAAGGAGAACAGCUCUGUCCAGGUGCAGCCCUGCGGUAGUGAUAAGGAGUGUGGCGUGGGAAGUUACUGCCAUGCCCCCCCGCAGGGCCCCGCCCGCUGUGCUGCCUGCCGCAGGAGGAGGAAACGCUGCUACAGCGAUGGCAUGUGCUGCCCCGGAAGCCACUGCAGCCACAAUAUCUGCAUUGCCAUCUCGGAGAGCACCCUGUCUUCCCAAAUCACAGCACCGGAAGAUCAUAACAAGUAUUCAACUAAAGGGAGCAUCUGGAAAAAGACCAGAAGAGUGAAGAUUUCCUUUGCCAAAGGCCACGAGGGCGACCCCUGCCUGCGCUCCUCGGACUGCGCAGACGGGUACUGCUGCGCCCGCCACUUCUGGAGCAAGAUGUGCAAGCCGGUGCUGCGGCAGGGUGAGGUUUGCACACGCCAGCGCAGGAAGGGCUCCCACGGCCUUGAGCUCUUCCAGCGCUGCGACUGCGCCAGGAACCUCACCUGCGCGCCCUGGAAUGACGUCGCCGCCGACUCCCGCUCACGGCUGCAUGUUUGCCAGCGGCCAUGACGGCCAAGAGGGGGCGACGGGGAGCUCCGGGGUCUGGACGUGCCACCAGGUUGGAGCCAGGGGUGAGGUGAGGAGGUGGGGGAGGUGGAGAGCCUGACUGAGGAGCGGUGAAGCCCAGCUGAGCUGGCCAACGGCCUCCGUGCCUCAAGGAGAACAGACACGUUAUGCAGUGUGUGUGCCGAGCAGUCAUGGGAACAGGCUUGCGUGAAAACUGUCGCAUUCACAUGUUCACACGCUAAGUCUCACAUGUUGAGCUGCAUGCCAGGACACUGCGUGUGGUGCUGAGGGACUGGCAGCGGCUAGGAUUUCCAGAAACCCCACGCAAGGACAGCCACCGUAUGGCCAUGGGGAGGCGCCACACGGCACCACGCUACAUGUUCCAGCAGAUGCCCGCAGCGGACAACUCCAGCUUUCACAGACAACACGCCGUAUCGAUAUCGGUCAGACAGUGAAUCACAGAAUGGGAGGAUCUGUUUAGAAUGAUUUAAUGUCCUACUGGGGACCUUUAUCUGGCCAAGCUGGGGGCACCAUGUGCGGUUGUUCUGGUACAUUCUAUAGCCGUGUUACUUCUCAUCAUUGGAGUAUAACAGAGAUGAAUCUCAGAAGAGCCAGCGUCAGCAGCAUCUGUGCAUGAUUGGGGGGCCGGGGGGAGUGUUGGGGAACUGUGAAACAAAUGUAAUUAAAAAUUAUUUAUAAAAACAGUCAUAUUGCUUUUGUUACUAAGUAUUUCAUUGAUACAUGAAGGACCAGGACCUUUUCAUUUUACAUAAUGUGGCAAAUGUAUGGUUUGAGUCAUUAAAAUGUCGUCUAUUGCAGGUACAGGAACCGAUAUCAGAGAAACAUUCUUUUAACUAUUUUAACCAUUCAACAGAUAUUUUAGUGACUUCAGUUAUGGUUGUUACCUAUUCUUAAAAUAAAAUUGCCCAGAUUCCCUUGUUAAACAUUAUUAUUGAAUAUGAGGGCAUUUGCAUAUAAUUGCUUAAAUAUGAGCUGACAAUUGUUUGAAAUUAUACUGAGCUUUAAUUUUCCCGUUAAUGAGACAUUGGAAAUGAUUAUUUAGGUCUUAAAGUGAUCAAAUAUGCUUUAAUAUUUAACAAUUACUUUUUUCCAAACAGUACAAACAUUUUAUAUAGUUAUAUUCAGUUUUCUGUUACUUUAAAAGUAUUUAAAAAAUGUAUUAAACAUUUCAUCUCAUAUGACUUGAUUUAUUAUUAUUACUAUUAUUAUUAUCACAGUAGAGAGCUUCUUUACUAUAAAUGUUCUGUGAUUUCAGUGAUUCUCACAGAACAAGAAUGUUAAUUUUGCAUUUCUGCAUAUAAGAGGUUUGCUUAAAAAUGUGGCACAAAAAGAUUUUUUUAUUUGAACAGAACAACAAUUAUUCAAGAGGAAAUUAUUU